Molecule: messenger RNA, 1727 nt
Organism: Aedes aegypti (yellow fever mosquito)
Lineage: Eukaryota; Metazoa; Arthropoda; Insecta; Diptera; Culicidae
Exons: 2
Coding region: 207-1235 (342 amino acids)
Source: RefSeq, a predicted model, not a curated record
CUCUUGUGAGGACUCCACACAGUGUUUCGAUACAAAAUGUAACGGAAGGACAAUAUUGGCACCAUGGACUGAAAUAUAGCAUUGAAAAGGUUUGUUCUGAUGUCUCGGGACCAGUGAGUUUGUCACUAAAAAUAAAUAUUGAUGGGCUGCCUAUUUAUAAAAGCUCGAAGGACGAAUUUUGGCCAAUUUUAUUCAGCAUCUAUGAAAUGCCUCAAAUAAAUCCAAUGAUAAUUGGAAUCUAUUCAGGAAAACGCAAGCCUGCUGAUAUUAUCGAGUUUUUAUCACCGUUCGUUGAUGAAAUGGAGGAUGUUUAUAAGAACGGAAUCACGGUAAAUGGUCACAAAAUUUCUGUCUCUGUGAGAUGUAUUAUAUGUGACUCUCCCGCUAGAUCAUUUGUGAAAGGAGUUGCAAACUUUAACGCACAGAAUGGUUGUCAAAAGUGCACGGUUGAAGGAGAAUAUUCCCACAUAUCUCACUGCAACUAUUACCCUCAAAUUCGGUCAGAUUUGCGAACUGACCGUGGAUUCCGUGAUAAAGUGUAUGGAUAUCAUCAUAAGACAGAUUCACCUUUGCUGAGAUUACCUUUGAACAUGAUCGAUGACUUUCCAGUUGGCGAUUCUCUCCACUUGAUUGACUUAGGGAUCAUGAAAAGGCAUUUGAUAGGAUGGAGAGAUGGCAACAUGGGCAAUUACAGAGCCAAAUGGACUGCUAAGACGACUGCCGAUAUCUCCAAACGAUUGAAACAAAUGAAAAUGCCAGCAGAAAUACAUCGUUCUGUUCGGGGCCUGGAUUGCUUAUCACACUGGAAAGGUACUGAAUAUAGAACAUUUUUCUACUAUUUAUCAAUAGUAAUUUUGAAGCCCGUUCUGCCAUCAGACAUAUAUGAACAUUUCUUAGUACUUUAUUGUGCCGUUAUUAUUUGUUCAUCAAAAAACUAUCAACAUUUGUUGGAUUUGGCUCACGAACUUCUAUUGCACUAUUUAGACAUUUUUAAAAAAAUCUACGGCGAAGAUUACAUGACCAGCAAUGUGCAUAACUUGAACCAUUUAGUGGACGAUGUUAAAAAAUUUGGAGUUUUAUCUGAAUUUAAUGCCUACCCGUUUGAAAGCAAACUUUGUCAAAUCAAACAUAUGCUAAGAACAGGAAACAACACUCAAUCAAAACGUCGGAAAAACUACGAAAUGCAAGAUCCCAGCAUUAAAAAACCAAAUUAUUCGAGAGAACAGAAGUCAUGAUCCUGAACAGCUUGAGUAUGCCAGAGUGGAAAUGAAUAGUUAUUCGUUAAGCAAUGACAGAAUCAAUAAAUGGUUCUUGACGAAGUCUGGAAAAAUCGUUGGAAUGAAGAAGGCGCAGCAGGUGGAAAAAACUAUCAACAUUUAUGGUUCAUGUCUGAAGCAAACUGGUUAUUUUUUCAAGAAGCCUUUUCUUUCUACUCGUAUCAAUAUCUACAGUUCAGACUGUGAAGAAUGUUCACCACAAUUUUACAACAUUGAUGAUAUCAAAUGUAAAAUGGUAGCCAUCCCUAUUCACCAAUCUGAUAAAUUUGUAUUCAUCCCGCUACUGCAUACUCUUUAGUGAAAAUUAUCAUGUAACAGUAGAGUAUUAAAUAAAUCACUAUUCAAAUCUGUUAAGCAUUGAAUGUAUUCAAUUUCAAUAUCAUUCAUUAGAAUUUGUAUGUUCUUCCCCAUUCCAGGAACUUACCUACUAAGAACUAGCAAGUUCUAAUG